This is a messenger RNA of Seminavis robusta, 603 nucleotides long. The record is from the annotation of a GenBank genome assembly. NCBI's taxonomy places the organism in Eukaryota, Bacillariophyta, Bacillariophyceae, Naviculales, Naviculaceae.
AUGCCGUGCGAAUGCGAGACUCGAUUUGGCUUAUCCACUUGUGCCAUUGCUUCGUUUCCUUUGUGCUUUCUUGACUUCGACCGAGUCUUCUACAGUCUCAAGGGGAAGGUUUCUGAAGAUUCACUGGAAGCUGAGGAAUUCUUCGACUUGUCUCCUCCCAAAAAGCGCUGGUGUGCUUACACGUACUACUCACUCAAUGUGUUCCAUCUUAGGAAGCGUACACGUCUUCCUGACUGUGUUGUCUAUGCGAUUAAGUUGAAGUUCAGGGAUGCGAAGGAUGCUGAAUCAAUUGGAACUAAGAGGAAGGAACCGCCAAAGGAGUACACCACAGAGAAGGUGGCCUCGAAGAAGGUGAACAUGGAAUUGGAGGAAAAGAAAGAACGCGAUGAGUUGAAAAUGGUCGUUGACCUAGAAGAAGAGGAACGUGCUGUGAAAGAAGCUUUCGAAAAGGAAAGUAGACUCAGUGCAUUCCAUGCGUACACCGAAGAAGUCAAGUCGAUUUCGUCCAAGUUCGGUGACUAUUGGGAUAAUGCCAUCCGCAUUGCUCUUGAGUGGAAGAAUCGCUCCAAGCGCCUUGAUGACUCCCCCGGUUACAGCGUCUAA